CACAAAUUUCGCGAGUAUUCGACGAAUUACGAAAACUUUUCACGUAAAAUCUUAUCUACUUUAGGAUUUCGCCGUGCUUCUAGAAGUUACGCGUUCGUAGCGAAUUCCGAGCGUUUCGUUUCGGGCGCGACGUAAUUAGCCGAAUAAAAUUGGAAAAGUUGAUAAAUAUGACUGUUCGAACGGACCUAUCAGCGUUUCGCGAGCGUGACCCGUGAUUCCUUGCGCGUUAGAGUGCAGACCAAGGUUUUCCGAUCGGUCGUCGUAGUUUGAGGAGGUGAAAAGUGUGGCGGUGCUUACUCGAUAUUCUUAUGAAAUCUUAUAUUUAACGAACGAAGUCCUUUCACAGCCAGAGUAUAACCGUCUCGUAGACAGAUACUUAGGAUCAUUCGACCCUGCGGUCUUUAUUGCGUCUCCUUCUGGAACUAGUAUCUUCGAGGAUACACCCCACCCUCGACAUCGUUGCCGAUUAAUACCUAACCCUCAAUAGCCCAUUGUCAAGCAGUUUCAAGAUGUCUACUCCAACUACUCACAAAUACCGUUACAAAAAUGUGGGCCUAGACUCACAGGAAUUAAGACGGCGUAGGGAGGAGGAAGGAGUUCAAUUAAGGAAACAAAAACGAGAACAACAAUUGUCAAAGAGGCGCAAUGUUCCUAACACCGUUUUCGAUGAAGAGAAUGUUCCAUCCGACGAUUUCUUUUCGGCGUCGCAAUCGGAAGCUUCUAUCAUAAUAUCAAAAAUGUUGCAAGCAUUAAGUAGCAAUAAUCUAGAAGAGCAACUGGUAGCUACUCAAAAGUUUAGAAAAAUGCUAUCCAAGGAGCCGAACCCACCAAUCGAUGAAGUUGUACGAACAGGGGUUGUACCUAUAUUCGUUGAAUUUUUAAAAAAUAAUACAAGCUGUACUCUUCAGUUUGAAGCUGCAUGGGUUUUAACGAAUAUAGCAAGUGGAACGUCUCUACAUACGCGUAUAGUGAUAGAGGCGGGGGCUGUACCGCCCUUUGUGUCAUUACUUAAUUCCGAGAAUGAAGACGUUCAGGAACAAGCUGUUUGGGCAUUGGGCAAUAUUGCAGGAGACAGUCCUGAAUGCAGAGAUCACGUAUUAGACAAUGGAAUUCUCACUCCACUGUUACAUCUUCUUUCCAAGGCAACGCGUUUAUCGAUGGUACGUAACGCGGUAUGGGCAUUAUCAAAUCUUUGUCGAGGAAAAAAUCCAUCACCGACUUUCGAGAAAGUCGCGCCAUGUUUGCCAGUUUUAGCUCGUCUUCUUAUUCACGACGACCGUGAUAUUCUUGCCGAUGCCUGCUGGGCUCUAUCUUAUUUAAGCGACGGGCCGAACGAUAAAAUUCAGGCAGUUAUAGACGCAGGUGUAUGCAGACGUCUUGUAGAAUUACUUAUGCAUCAGGACACCAGUGUAAUAAGUGCGGCUCUUCGAGCCGUGGGAAAUAUAGUAACAGGUGACGAUGUACAAACGCAAGUCAUUCUUAACUGUUCUGCAUUACCUUGUUUAUUACAUCUGUUGAUCACAACACGAGACCCUGUUCGUAAAGAGGUUUGUUGGGCAGUGUCUAACAUUACGGCAGGAAAUACUCAUCAAAUUCAGGCUAUUAUCGACGCCCAAAUAUUCCCCGUCCUAAUCGAAAUGUUGGGAAAAGCUGAUUUCAAAACUAGAAGGGAAGCAGCAUGGGCAAUCACUAAUGCUACCAGUGGCGGUACACCCGAGCAAAUGCAUUAUCUUGUUGCACAAGGGUGCAUUCAACCGUUAUGCAAUUUAUUGACAGUCAAUGAUCCCAAGGUUGUUCUAGUCGCGUUAAACGGUUUAGAAAAUAUAUUGCGAGUCGGAAAUCAAGAUGCAUCGAGUAACGGUGUUAAUCAGUUCGCGGUAUUAGUCGAGGAAUGUUUUGGCCUAAACAAAAUAGAAUUUUUGCAAUCUCAUCAAAAUAUAGAAAUCUACCAGAAGGCCUUCAAUAUAAUUGAACAAUAUUUUGGUUCCGACGAAGAAGAUACGCGAAUCGUUCCCACCAUAGAUUCGCAGGGAUAUCAGUUUCAAUUCGGCGCGCCCGAUUCAUCCCAGCUACCGGUCCAGGGCUUUGAGUUUUAAUAAGUUAAUAUUAAUUAAAACUCCCGAAUGUAUCUCCGAAUUCGAUCUUGUUUCGUUCGUUACGUUUAUGACUAUUUCUCGUGACGGGACAAUCUCUGAAAAUGAAAAAUCGAUCAGUUGCAAAGAGUGGUAUAUUUCUACAUAUACAUUGGAUCCGAUUUGUAUCUGAAACGAAAUAUCAGUGAUAUUUCCAAGUGAUCAGUUAUUUUGCUCGACGUUGAAGAAAAAUGAGUAAAAUGUUUGUAUGCAGCUAUUUUAAAUGGUUUUCUCUUCUUACUUUUAGCUACACCAUACGCAUCUUUCUAUGUUUAUGGCAACGCGAUUGCGUCUGCGAGCCUAACGCUGGAAUCGUGACGGUGCUUUUCACCCGGGCAUCGAAAUGAUUUGGGCUGGCUCAUUUUUCGAAACUCAUACAUAAACGUAUUUAGUAUGAAAUGUUCAGUUUAUUGAAAUUAACAAAAUAAAUAUCUUAGUGCUUAAGUAGAAACGGAUAAGUACGAAAACAAUGAUCAAGACGAUUUACUAUCGAGGCAGACAUUAUACCUCGUACGACGUAUGACUGACUCAGAAUUACGAAAAAAAAAAAAAAACUUGCACAACUGGCAA
Molecule: messenger RNA, 2702 nt
Organism: Colletes gigas
Lineage: Eukaryota; Metazoa; Arthropoda; Insecta; Hymenoptera; Colletidae
Gene: Kap-alpha1
Product: importin subunit alpha-7
Exons: 9
Coding region: 510-2096 (528 amino acids)
Biological process (GO): NLS-bearing protein import into nucleus
Cellular component (GO): nucleoplasm; nucleus; cytoplasm
Molecular function (GO): nuclear import signal receptor activity; protein binding
Source: RefSeq, a predicted model, not a curated record